Molecule: messenger RNA, 195 nt
Organism: Pisolithus orientalis
Lineage: Eukaryota; Fungi; Basidiomycota; Agaricomycetes; Boletales; Pisolithaceae
Exons: 1
Source: RefSeq, a predicted model, not a curated record
GUUCUCCCAGCACUUUCACUUGUUGAUGGUAUUCUGCACUGUGACAUUGCCAAGGGAUCUUUUUGUACAGAGACAUUCAUGCACUUCAUUGAAGGAUUACUCAACAACAUGCAACCCUAUCCAGCACCAAAUUCAGUGAUUGUGAUGGACAACUGCCAGGUCCACAAGCAUGCAGACAUUCAGAACCUGAUUGAA